Messenger RNA from Fukomys damarensis (Damara mole-rat), 1193 nucleotides. It is a transcript of the gene Mrpl23, whose product is annotated as mitochondrial ribosomal protein L23. Bases 701 to 1105 code for a protein of 134 amino acids. The record is from RefSeq and is a predicted model, not a curated record. NCBI's taxonomy places the organism in Eukaryota, Metazoa, Chordata, Mammalia, Rodentia, Bathyergidae. Gene Ontology annotation, molecular function: structural constituent of ribosome. Gene Ontology annotation, cellular component: mitochondrial large ribosomal subunit; ribosome. Gene Ontology annotation, biological process: mitochondrial translation. The transcript has 4 exons.
GGAGAUGGCCUGCAGGGGUGGGGUGCCUUGAGGACCCCUGGGUGAGUUUCUUUUGCAGACUCUGGGACCAGGACACAAAGGUCCUUGCCCUGGGGAAACUGAGGCUGUGCGUGGUGGGUAGGGGAGCGGGCAAGACCUGAUGAGUUCACAUAUUCACCCAGAGGCUCUUCAGGGAGAUGACUCAUUGGCUGGAUGCUGUGGAUGGAGGGUGAAGCCAGUGGCCCUGAGCCAGGUCCUGCGUGAUUAAGAGCAGUGAAGAGCUCCAUUUGAGAUGCAUUAAGUUUGAGGUGCUUGUGAAAUAUGGGGAGCAUCAGGGAAGCUCUGAGGACAUUGAGGUUGAAGGUAGGGCCCACUGAAAGGGUGUCUCAGGACCAAGGAGGAAAGCAGGGGCAGUGUGAUCUUUCCAGAGCUGGAGAGCCCAGGACAAGCCUUGGGAUGGGAUGUGGUGGGUGGCAUCAGGCCGGACAGGUCUGAGAGAACAUGAAUUGUGAGACUGAACCCAUGUGGCCUUGGGGACUCUCACCUCAGGCCUAUGUUGGGCCCUCUUCACCAGAUGGCCUCUACCCCUCCAGACCUCCAGUGCAGCACCACCUCAAGGCUUGGUUGGAUUCUAGGAGGUUCUGUAAGCCAUUGCAGCUAAUUUUUCACCAUUAAAGAAUAGGCCCCCAACUUCGUCUGCCACAUACAGUGUCGCAGUUGGAUGCAGUGGGAGUAUGUGGGCUCCUUGGGCGGCCACAGUUGGCUUGGACCUGUGAGUAUCCCUUGUACCAGCUGGGCGGCCCCCAGCUCCGAGUAUUUCGAACCAACUUCUUCAUCAAGCUGGUACGUCCUGGAGUGGCCCAGCCUGAAGACACAGUGCAGUUCCGGAUCCCCAUGGAGCUCCAACAGGCAGAGGGACCAUAGGAAUGUGAGGAUCAAGAAGCCAGACUACAAAGUGGCCUAUGUCCAGCUGGCCCAUGGUCAGACCUUCACCUUCCCAGACCUGUUUCCCGAGACGGAGCCCAGCCCAAGCGAUAAGGAACAGAGCGAGUUCCUGGAAGAUGUGAAGCAGAGGCAGAGCCGCGACCCCCGACGUGGCGGUGUCUCGGACUGGUUCGGCCUGUGACAGCCACAGGCAGGGACAGAUGGACACAGGCCUCAGUGGGUAGAGCAGUUCUGAUGAUCCAAAUAAAACUCCUGUCCUGGGAGAAGGA